AUGGCUGGUACAUCAUUCAGCGUGCCACAAAUCAGUCAGGCCGACAUGACCACAUUUCACGACACACAUUUCUCCCAGCUCGCGACAAACAAUUUCCAAGCCCACUUCCUCCGCCCCGACCAUCCGUCACACGACACCACAUACCAUGUCACAGAAACUAACACUCACAUCACCGACGACGGGGAAUACUACGAAGAGGAGGAUGAUGGGCUCGGCUACUACCCCGACGGCGUCAAACGAACCCUGACAGACGAACAAAUCGCCAUCUUCCGACACUCCGAACUCGAAGCUCUGCGCCGCACCCGGGAAUCUUCCGAGACCAAGAAAAACACUACAAAAAACACGGCUCAGGAAGAUGCGGCGCACGAGCACGAGUCGGAGGAGGAAGGCGAAGUCUCGUCACCGACGCCGUCUGCUGCUACCGCCACCACAAAGAAAAACAAAAAGCGGAAGCGCGGCAAGGUCAAAAAGAAUAAGGCCAACGCCGGGGAAGAGCCGAUCGAUCUACGCAAGCGAACGUGGGACGUCGUCGACACCGGUCUGUCGAGUCUAGACUACGGCGAGGAAGAGCAGGAGCCGGUCGCCGCCAGCACAAUACAGCGUCGUCGCAUUUCCUAUGACGACUGA
Messenger RNA from Dichotomopilus funicola, 627 nucleotides. RefSeq lists its product as uncharacterized. The coding region runs from base 1 to 627 and encodes 208 amino acids. Lineage: Eukaryota; Fungi; Ascomycota; Sordariomycetes; Sordariales; Chaetomiaceae. The transcript has 2 exons. The record is from RefSeq and is a predicted model, not a curated record.